AUGUCCAAUCACGCCCUUGACACCAACCCUCCCACUGGAUCAGUCCAGCACAUCACGGCUCAUGGGUCUGAUUGGCUCUGGGCGGUUUUCGCAAUCAUGAUGGUAGCAGAUAUCCUCGUUUUCUUCUGGCAAUUUUCUCUCCCACGGGGCCAACGAGUCUUCCAUCAACUGUGCUUGUUCAUCCUCUCCACUGCGGCCAUCGCAUAUUUUUCAAUGGCUUCGGAUCUUGGUUAUGCCUCUGUUCUCACUGAAUUUGGUCAUAUGGGAUACUCUGCAAACACCACCAGGCAGAUCUGGUACGUCCGAUACAUCGAUUGGGUCAUCACCACCCCUUCGCUUCUUUUGACGUUGGUGUUGGCUUCCGGUCUUCCCCUCUCGGACAUCAUCGCGUUGUGCUACUUUGAUCUGGUGAUGAUAGUGACGGGGUUGGUCGGUGCAUUGGUCGCUACCAGCUACAAAUGGGGCUUCUACACUUUCGGAUGUGCCGCUUUGUUCUACAUCUGGUGGGUUCUCGCUGGGCCAGCUCGAGCAAGUGCAGGGGCACUCGGAGCGGACUACAAGAGCGCUUUCACCUCUUCCGCCGCCAUCUUAUCGUUCCUCUGGCUGCUUUACCCAAUUGCUUGGGGUCUUGCCGAUGGAGGUAAUCUGAUCACACCAGACUCGGAGAUGAUUUUCUACGGUAUCCUUGACGUCCUUGCCAAGCCCGUCUUCACCAUCUACCACCUGUACAGGCUCUCAAAACUUGACCUCAGCUUGCUACAACUCUCUUCCGGCAAAUUCUCCAACUCUGGCGGGGUGUUUGACCGGGAGAAGCAUGCCGCUGCUGGAGCACCUGCAACGGUCGGAGCGUCAAUCACCGGUACGGCCAAGGGAGGUUUUUUCAGUCGACGGGGUCAGAGAGAUGCUGUAGCCGAGCCACGAACUUCCGAAGCGACCGCUGUUAGUUCUUGA
This is a messenger RNA of Kwoniella mangroviensis CBS 8507, 951 nucleotides long. RefSeq lists its product as uncharacterized. The coding region runs from base 1 to 951 and encodes 316 amino acids. The transcript is spliced from 6 exons. Gene Ontology annotation, cellular component: plasma membrane; endoplasmic reticulum. NCBI's taxonomy places the organism in Eukaryota, Fungi, Basidiomycota, Tremellomycetes, Tremellales, Cryptococcaceae. The record is from RefSeq and is a predicted model, not a curated record.